Messenger RNA from Didymosphaeria variabile, 1959 nucleotides. RefSeq lists its product as uncharacterized. The coding region runs from base 1 to 1959 and encodes 652 amino acids. The transcript is spliced from 4 exons. NCBI's taxonomy places the organism in Eukaryota, Fungi, Ascomycota, Dothideomycetes, Pleosporales, Didymosphaeriaceae. The record is from RefSeq and is a predicted model, not a curated record.
AUGCCUUCCUACAAGCUCUUCGGUAGUGCUAUUGCACUUGCCAGCUACGUGAUCGCGCAAGGUGAGAUCUCAUCUAAAGUUGUCUGCGAUGCGGAAACAAAGAUCUGUUAUUCGUCGUACUCGAACGCUGCGUCCGGAUUGACCUUUGGAGUUGCUCUCCCGAAAAACGUCACCGAUCCAUACGAUGCCAUCAUCAAAAUCACGGCUCCUAUAAACCAUACCUGGGCCGGCUUCGCAUGGGGCGGACAGAUGGUAUGGAACCCGCUCACUGUUGCCUGGCCAAAUGGAAACUCUGGAGUUGCAUCAGCGCGCUUUGCCUACUCCAUCGCCUUGCCCCAGGGCUAUGAUGGUGCCGAGCACUUCCUAAUGAAGGGGACCACGAAGAACAGCACACACUGGACGGUGAACGCUCUAUGCAAAGGCUGCACUGGUUGGCAAGACGUCGACGAAAACCGAUUCGUUCUGAAUAGCACGGGAACUACCCAGUUUGCGUGGGCUUUCGGCACCUCCGCCGUGGAAAAUCCGGCUCGGAAUGACUCUGCGUUUAACGUACAUGCCGAUGUUGGACACUGGACCCAUGAUCUUAACGCCGCUCGCAUUGACAACUUUGACCAGUUGGUGAAGAGCAAUCUGUUACUGACAACACCUACAGCUAGCGCCACCGCUAUUCCCCCUGCCAAUACCGUCACAUCCAGUGUUAGGUCGACUGGCACCACCAAUGCUGGCGCCGCCAUUCCCGCUUCGUGCUCCGGUGCUGGAAACCCCGCGUACCCGGGUACACUCGCUACUGGCUGGAAGGCGACCAAGGUCGCGGGAGGAUUGACUCUCCCUCGCAGCAUCAAAUUCGAUGACAAGGGCAACAUGUUGGUGGUACAAGCUGGCAAGGGUAUCUCAUAUCACGUUGUUGGUACCGAUGGCUGCAUCACCUCGACAAAGAUGUUGGUUUCUUUGAACAGUCUGAACCACGGCCUCACCUUGAGUGUAGAUGGAAAGACCUUGUACGCCAGUUCCAUGACCCAGGCCUUCUCGUGGCCGUAUGAUUCCGCCGCUGCAACAGUAGGCACGCGCUCCACCGUCAUCACCGGCAUGGUCAACGGCGGCUCGCACUUGACUCGUACGCUUGAGAUCGCGCCGCACGCGCCAAACCUUCUUGUCGUGUCUCACGGUUCGAACGCGAACAUCGAUACUGCCACUUCCAACCCAGCUACUGGUCGCGCCAUCAUCAAGGUCUUUGACCUCAGUAAACUCCCAAGCGGAGGAUACAACUACGUCUCGGGAGGCUACACUGCUGGCUACGGCCAACGCAACGAGGUCGGCAUGUGCUGGGAUGUGAACAACCAGUUGUGGGGUGUAGAAAACAGCGGUGACCAAUUCACCCGCAACGGCAAGGACGUACACAACAACAACCCCGGCGAGAAGAUCCACUUCAUCGGCGACGUGACCAAGCCCAACAACAACUGGUACGGCUACCCAACCUGCUUCACCGUCUGGCAGCCGAGCGACUUCACCGACAAGACGUUCAAGGUCGGCGACUGGUUCGUGCAAACGCCCAGCACGUCCAUGAACGACGACACAUGCGAGCAGAAAGCCACAAAGCCCGCCAUGACGCUGUUCCCGCACUCGGCCCCCAUCGACUGCAAGUUCAACGCCGACAACUCCAAGAUGUUCAUCACGUACCACGGGUCGUGGAACCGCUCGCCGACCACGGGCUUCAAGCUCGUCGCCGUCGACUUCAAAAAGGGCGACAAUGGCACGAUUGUCCCCACGGAACCGCUCACGAGCAACAGCGCCGCGAAGGAUAUCUUCUCCAACCCGGAUGUUACCAAGUGUGCGGGUAACGGGCCGUCGUCUAGCUCGGGCUGCUUUAGGCCUGCGGGUCUGCAGUUUGACAAGAGUGGGAGGUUGUAUAUGACGAGUGAUGUGUCGAACGGUGAGCUUUGGGUGCUUGGUCAGUCUUAG